This is a messenger RNA of Drosophila serrata, 1164 nucleotides long. It is a transcript of the gene Aos1, whose product is annotated as SUMO1 activating enzyme subunit 1. Gene Ontology annotation, molecular function: SUMO activating enzyme activity. Gene Ontology annotation, cellular component: cytoplasm; SUMO activating enzyme complex. NCBI's taxonomy places the organism in Eukaryota, Metazoa, Arthropoda, Insecta, Diptera, Drosophilidae. Gene Ontology annotation, biological process: protein sumoylation. The record is from RefSeq and is a predicted model, not a curated record.
AUAAGGCGUUAGUGUUUUCUUUUGGCGUCUCCGCGAAUUUUUGCUAAGUUUUUCUAACUGCUGAUAAAAUUAAUUAAAUAAACUGCAUCAGUUAUGGGCAUGGAAGUGGAUACGAAGGAGUCUGUGGUGGAGCUCACCGAGGCGGAGAACGAGCUCUACGACAGACAGAUCCGACUCUGGGGCCUGGAAUCGCAGAAGCGUCUGCGCACAUCGAAGAUCCUCAUCGCUGGACUGAGUGGCCUGGGUGCCGAGAUAACUAAGAACAUCAUUCUCUCCGGAGUUAACUCCGUAAAGCUACUGGAUGACUCGCUGGUCACUGAGGCCGACUUUUGUUCGCAGUUCCUAGCAGCACGUGAAUCUCUGGGCAGCAAUCGUGCCGAAGCCUCCUUGGCACGUGCGCGUGCUCUUAAUCCAAUGGUUGACAUCUCCACUGACACACAGCCGCUGAAGGAGAAGGCCGCCGACUUCUUUGGUCAAUUUGACGUGGUCGUGGUAAAUGGAGCCUCCAACGAGGAGUUGUUGCGCAUCGACACCAUUUGCCGGGAGUUGAGUGUUAAGUUCAUUGCGACUGAUGUCUGGGGUACCUUCGGCUUCUAUUUUGCUAGUCUGCAGAAACAUAGCUACGUCGAGGAUGUAGUCAAGUACAAGAAAGUAGAAAAUUCCGAAAAGAAGACCAAGUUUGAGACUUUCUCGAUUCCUACGCAGCGAGAAGUGGACUACCCCGGAUACGCGGCCUGGCUAGAUUUCGACAUCACAGCACCAAGUUAUCAGCGCAAACUGAAACGCAAUGGACCAGCCAUUAUCCUAUUGAGUGUACUGCAGAAGUUCCGCGCGAUCCAUCAGCGUGAUCCCAGCUACAAGAGCCGGGAGGCUGACUUGAAACUGCUUGGCGGAAUACGCGAUGAAAUUUUGCCAAACUCGGGUCUGACCGACGAAGCUCUGGGCAUCAUUUUUGCACAGAUCUCUCCAGCGGUGGCUGUGGUCGGCGGCGUUGUGUCCCAAGAGGUCAUCAAGGUGGUCACUAAAAUGGAAGCACCUCACCGUAACCUGUUCCUGUUCGACCCUGUGACGUGCGCCGGAUACGUAGAGACUUUCGAAGCCAAGUAACUUAGAAACCCAAUAAUAAAUGUGCACUUCCACUCAUUCACUUCAAAUAACACCACA